CCUCAUUGUAUCGCAUACAGCGGCAAUCCCGUCUUAGCUAUGUCCUACUGCUAUCUAAUCCAAGGAAAAUGUCUGACACUGCAAAAUGAUCUUCCUUACGAAAUGCAAUACGUUUGCGAACUCGACUGCAAGCCCGUCUGUAUAUCGCCUUGCCCACCAUGCAAAGUUUCCUGUGAUACCUGUGAAAUGCCUUGUCCGCCGAUAGCCGAAUGCCCCACUUAUUCAAAUACGAAGUCCUGUGACCGUCAAGCGCAAUCCUAUCCACCUGCCCAACCUGCAUCGCAAUGUCAACCCUGUUCACCUAAUUCAGAAACGAUGUACCAGGGAGCAAUGUGUCAACCAAAUGUCCAAAGAAACGAAUUGAACCCGCGCGCCUGACAAUACGUCAAGUUACGAGAUAUUCAUGUGAUACGAAGAUUUAUGAGCACCAUUCCUUGUAUGGCGAGUCAUUAAUCUCACCAUCAAUCGAAGUUUUACUAUCGUUUUAUUUACUUUGCAGUACUAUGUUUUUUGAUAUAAUAUAUAUUUAAUAAUAAAAAAUA
Molecule: messenger RNA, 542 nt
Organism: Monomorium pharaonis (pharaoh ant)
Lineage: Eukaryota; Metazoa; Arthropoda; Insecta; Hymenoptera; Formicidae
Product: small proline-rich protein 2F-like
Exons: 1
Coding region: 40-378 (112 amino acids)
Source: RefSeq, a predicted model, not a curated record